AUGGCGGCAGAAGAGGGACAAGUGAUCGGUUGUCACACGGACGAUGUUUGGACUUUUCAACUCGACAAAGCUAAAGAAUCCAACAAGCUGAUUGUGAUAGAUUUUACUGCGUCAUGGUGUCCACCAUGCCGUAUGAUUGCGCCAAUUUUCACGGAUUUGGCCAAGAAGUUCAUGUCAAGUGCCAUCUUCUUCAAGGUGGAUGUUGAUGAACUUCAGAGUGUUGCUAAAGAGUUUGGUGUGGAGGCAAUGCCGACCUUUGUGUUCAUGAAAGCCGGCGAAGUUGUGGAUAAGCUCGUUGGUGCAAGGAAAGAAGAUCUUCAGGCGAUGAUAGCGAAGCAUACCGGUGUUGCUACUGCUUGA
Messenger RNA from Arabis nemorensis, 360 nucleotides. The record is from the annotation of a GenBank genome assembly. NCBI's taxonomy places the organism in Eukaryota, Viridiplantae, Streptophyta, Magnoliopsida, Brassicales, Brassicaceae.